GCGCCGCCAGGGCGGCACCUGAGGUUCCUCAAACAAAACGGGCCCCGCGGCGGGACGGGGCGGCUCUCACCCACCCCGGCGGCUCCCGCCGCUUCACCUCUGCGGGGCGGGGACCGCCGGGCCGGGCACGGGGGAGGAAGAACUCUCUAUCCUCACGGCGGACGAGCCUACGCUCCCCGGCCGAGGCCGCUGUCGGCGGGGCUGCGCCUUUAAGGGGCCGGGGGAGGUGGCGGCGGGCGGGUUUCUGUGCGCUGGGGCUGUUCCCUCCCCUUGUCCCUCCCUCUUUCCCUCUCUCCCUGCCAGGCCGGGCGGUGGGCAGAGCCCGCGGGCCGCUGCCGCGGGUGUGGGACGGGAAGCCGCCGCAGCCUGCCUGCAGCCAUGGGUCUGCCCCUGCGCUGCCGGCUGCCGGUGCUCCCACUUCUCCUGCUGGCAGCCGGCGGGCUGCGGGCGGCAGAGCGGAGUAGCAGCGCCAUGGAGGAGCUCGCCACCGAGAAGGAGGCGGAGGAGAGCCACCGGCAGGACAGCGUGAGCCUCCUCACCUUCAUCCUGCUCCUCACUCUCACCAUCCUCACCAUCUGGCUCUUCAAGCACCGCCGCGUCCGCUUCCUCCACGAGACCGGCCUGGCCAUGAUUUACGGACUCAUAGUUGGGGUGAUCUUGAGAUACGGGACUCCCUCUACCAGCGGCCAUGACAAGCCGUUCAGCUGCUCGCAGGAGGACAGGCCGUUUACAACCCUGCUGGUCAACGUCAGCGGGAAGUUCUUUGAAUAUACACUCAAAGGGGAAAUAAGCCCUGGGAAGAUCCACAAUGUGGAGCAAAAUGACAUGUUGCGAAAGGUAACAUUUGACCCGGAAGUUUUUUUCAACAUUCUGUUGCCUCCUAUCAUUUUUCAUGCUGGUUAUAGCCUGAAGAAGAGACACUUUUUCAGGAAUUUGGGGUCCAUUUUGGCUUAUGCCUUUUUAGGAACAGCAGUCUCUUGUUUUAUUAUUGGGAAUCUCAUGUAUGGGGUUGUGAAACUAAUGAAGUUGGUGGGUCAGCUCUCUGAUAAAUUCUAUUAUACAGACUGCCUCCUUUUUGGAGCAAUAAUAUCUGCCACUGAUCCAGUUACCGUGCUAGCAAUAUUUAAUGAGCUGCAUGCUGAUGUCGAUCUCUAUGCCCUUCUGUUUGGGGAGAGUGUGCUGAAUGACGCUGUUGCCAUUGUAUUAUCGUCAUCUAUAGUUGCCUACCAGCCAACAGGUGAAAAUACGCAUGCUUUUGAUGCAGCAGCAUUUUUCAAGUCGGUUGGUGUUUUUCUGGGAAUAUUCAGUGGUUCUUUCAUGAUGGGAGCAGUGACAGGGGUUGUGACAGCUCUGGUGACGAAGUUUACCAAGUUGCACUGCUUCCCCCUGCUGGAAACUGCUCUCUUCUUCUUGAUGUCCUGGAGCACUUUCUUGCUUGCAGAAGCUUGUGGAUUUACUGGUGUGGUGGCUGUCCUCUUCUGUGGAAUUACCCAGGCGCAUUACACAUACAAUAAUUUGUCAGUUGAAUCAAGAAGUCGCACUAAGCAGCUCUUUGAGGUAUUGCACUUCCUGGCAGAGAACUUCAUAUUUUCUUAUAUGGGUUUGGCACUGUUUACUUUCCAGAAACACAUAUUCAGCCCAGUUUUCAUUAUUGGAGCUUUUAUUGCAAUUUUUUUAGGCAGAGCUGCACACAUCUACCCUCUCUCCUUCUUGUUGAAUCUGGGCAGAAGGCAUAAGAUCAGCUGGAACUUUCAGCAUAUGAUGAUGUUUUCAGGUCUCAGGGGAGCCAUGGCAUUUGCUCUGGCUAUACGAGAUACUGCUACCUACUCGCAUCAAAUGAUGUUCUCAACAACUCUGCUCAUUGUCUUUUUCACUGUGUGGAUUGUCGGUGGAGGUACAACUCCUAUGCUGUCAUGGCUGAACAUCAGAGUUGGUGACCAUGUUCCAUCGGUGGAAGAGAUGAGUCAAAGCCGCUGGCUGUAUUUCAGGGUUGGGGUUGACCCAGAUCAGGAUCCUCCACCUACUAAUGACAGCUUUCAAGUCUUACAAGGAGAUGGCCCAGAUUCUGAAAGAAGGAACAGGACAAAGCAGGAAAGUGCUUGGCUUUUCAGGCUAUGGUAUAGUUUUGACCAUAAUUAUUUAAAGCCAAUUCUCACUCACAGUGGCCCUCCGUUAACCACAACUCUACCCAGCUGGUGUGGCCUGAUAGCGCGCUGUCUGACAAGUCCUCAGGUUUAUGAUAAUCAAGAACAGCUUAGAGAAGAAGAUUCUGAUUUUAUUCUGAAUGAUGGUGACCUUACUGUGACAUAUGGUGAUACAACAAUAACUGCAAACGGUUCUUCUGGCCCCCAUACAGCUACCACUAGUCUUGAUGGCAGGAGAACAAAAAGUAGUUCAGAGGAAGCACUGGAACGUGAUUUGGGAGCAGCAGAUCAUGAAGUUACAAGCAGGGGCACCCGACUAGUAUUUCCUCUGGAAGACAAUGCAUGAUUACUGACUCAGUAAAAAUAACUCUUGCUCUGUGGAUGGAUCAAGGAAGACUGCGGGCCACUGUGUCACUUGAGGUGGGGAUGUUUAUUUAAGCGAGUUAACAUGCAUAAGAGGUUUUACUAGGGUCUGAAGAUGGCACCUCUUUUUUACUCAAGAUGCUGACAGUGGGGUUUUCUAAAUGUCUGAAAAUAGACAAAUGAGAAAACUGGUCAUUCUCCUCUUUUCAACUGCAUAUUGAGUCCAAGUAUAACUAGCAUGCUGCAAUUGUCUUGUUCAGCUGCAGCAGCUCUCUCUGAAGAGAGGUACAUGAAAAUAUUGUCACAGAACUGAGCUUGUCUUGGCUUAGCUUGGGAAUGUGGAAGAAGAAAUACAAACAUGACAAUUACUAGGAGAUAAAAAAGGAUGCGUGUGUAUCUGAAUGCAGAGAGAUCCAUUGUUAACUUCUUUCAUGAGGUUGAGGAAACUAUAAAGUAAACCAGGACAGUAUACAUUAGGACUACAGGUCUAUGAAUGCAAGACUCUGUGGGGAAUCUGUUACUGCAUGUAUUUCAGGGAAAAAAGGGAAAAGGAGAUUUCUUCACUGGCCAUGUGUUUAAAUAGGAAGGCAAUGAGAGCUACUUGUCCCUUUAGCUUUGGGCAUCUUGACUAUUACUAUUAGCCUAACUUCUAGUGCCUCAAAAGAAAAACAUCCAGCUUCCUGUCGUCUAAGACAUACCUUGAUCCAGCACAAGCCUGGAGCCAGGCUCUCUCGGGUAGAAGUCAUGAGGUAAAACUUUCUCUCCAUUAAGGUUCUUAGAAUCGGAUGAAGAUAGUUUGAAAUGUAUCUUCGGCUGGGGAAAACAGCAGUUAACAGGAGGAGAGGGGAAAAAAAGAGAGAGACAGGCAGUAUUGAACUUGCAUGGAACCAUGAGGUUUCAUAUCGCUCAGAAGAAUCCAUGGACUCUGCUUACAGUUCUUGUGCGUGACAAACAGCAAACAUCUAAUUAAACAGACAAGCAAAUACUACUGGCUUUACCAUUUGUGACUAUCCUAAAGAAAGGUGUUUACUCUUGUUCUGUUUCGCAGAGUAGAUGUGAAACUUCAGUGGGGCAUUGCACAAUAACGUAUAAGCUACAGACGUGACAAACUAGUAUCAUCUUCAAUGUGAAAAGGGAAAAAUCUUUGCCUAGUAUUUAGCCCACUUACACGUAGGCUAGCUUUAACUUAUUGCUAAAUGCUUUUUAAUUUCCAAAUGAGGAGAUAUCAUUGUCUUUUGCCAAUAGCUGAAAACUUAUGCUUUGAAGAGCAGUUCAGCUAUUUAAAGCAUGCUAAAAUGUGAUUUCACUCUCAUGUCUCAAAAGGUUUAUUUUUUUAGAGUUCUGUGGCCCACUAAUGUGAUGUAAUAUCAAUUUGUCUAAAAAAAAAAAAAAAGUGUGUUUUUCUUGCUGCCAUUUCAGUUGUUCCUCUCAUAAAAUUGUGUGUGAGUUAAUACCUGCUCUGUUUUUCCUUAACUAUUAAACUUAACGGGCUAACUUUGGUACGAGAACUUACUGCUGCAGAGAAACAUCGCAGCCAUAUUGUCCAGUCUGCUUUCUUUCAAAUGUGUUCUCUGAAUGAUCUACCUCCUUGUCUGUCCCUCCACGGUAAAUUUGUAAAGGGCAUUGAUCUGUAAUGACUGUCUGACAUUAUUAAGAAAAGAGACACGAGGAAACCAGAAGCUUUUUUUUGUGGAAAAACUGGAAGAGCAAUACAGUCUGAACUCUGUUCUUACAUGGUGAAGAGUAACAAACCCUGAUGAAGAUCUCUGAGCAGAACAGCUCCUUUUCAGUUCUCAUCUGCUUUCAAGGAAGACAAGGCAGAUAGCAAUGAUCCAUGCUAUUUAUACUGUUUACAUGGCUUGUUUUUUCUUUAAGUGCUCUGGCAGUAGAAAAAAUAGUUUCCUCCUAAAUUACAAAAAUAAUUGCAUUAAUUUUGGACAAGUCUUUGGGACCCACGCUGUCAAUGCUGAGCGAGGACUUGAGAUUUCUACAACAAUUAGAGUUGUUAGCUGAAUCAUAUUAAUCAAAUUUUGUGUUGAGACAGUGAAACUUACCCAAAAUAAAUGGACUUAGUACAGUGAGGCAAAUCUUUACAUGCGGCUUGAAGCUGAAGCUUACCACAUCACUUUGGCUGAAAACCAGAGUCUUAUGCAGAGUUAUCUAUUCUUUGGAAGAAAGAUCAGGCAAUAGAAAUUCUGUUUCAUUAGCUUCCUCAGGAAGACUGAAUCUCUUGAAAGCAUCAAUAAACCAUCCCAGUGCAGAUGCUUCUCUGUCUGUGUUUUUAAUUCCCAUAGCAAAAUAUAUAGUUGAGUGGAGUUUACCAGUAAGCCCAAAAUGUGAUUGUGAAAGAGGAGCCAAAGUAGAUGGAUCCUUGGUGAGAGGUGAGGAGUAUAAUAGUCCAACUUCACAUUCAAAAAUGGUGAGGAGAGGCCCAAAAACACAAGCUUAAUUUUUAGUUAUACAUUACAUAAAUUUUAUUCCUUGAUUUUUAUCUAUUUUGUUAUUUUAAGUCAUCUUCCAGAAUUGGACUUCACUGCCAACAAAAGGUAAGCCAAAACUUCUCUUCUUACUACUGACACUGAUCCUUGUACCAAAUUCCCAAGGGACUCUACUAAAAAGGGGGAAAAAUAAAAAAAACCCUCCUUGCCCUUGAAAUGCUGCAUAUUUCACCUAUCCCUUUUUCUCUUGUGUGUAUCCUUUUGAAAGAGUAGUUUAAUACUUUCAAUUCCUUUCCAGUAAAAUCCUAAGCUGGCAAGAACUUGACCGAACCAGCAGAUGUGUUUUCUCAUAAACUUGGUGUGAGGUUUUGAGUAGAAAACACAUCUUAAGAUUGUAAUGAUCAGCAAUUGAUACAUAUUAGUGUCCUCUUCAACUUGAAAAAGAAAACCUGUGAGAUUAUGGUACUAGCUGUACUAGCACAGGAUGUUGCAGCUUACGUGGCUGCCUUUGUACUUGGGACUGAAUGAUUUCUCCUUGGUUUUUGCUUGCUGUGUUGUCAACUUACUGCUGAAAAUCUUCAAGUUGCCAGUGACUCUGCUAACUUCAGUCCCUGGAGAAGGGCAAAACAAAGUCCCUAAUCUUGUGUCAGUGCUUCAUAGAAGCCAAUACUGACAGUACGGCGAGACUGUUCUGCAGCUGCUUGAAUUCCCCCGCAAACAAAUCUUUCCAAUUUUCUUGUGCUAAAGGCCACAGCAAUCCACAAGCAGUACACAAACAUGGUGUUUAAACAGACUGAAAAGUUAUCUAAACCCUUCUGUGUAUUCAUCUAUAAUGUUGGGGGGCGGGGAGGGGAUUAGAAACAUUUUCACUUACAGAAUUUGGAAGAACACAAAAUAUCUAGAAAACUGGCACUUCUGUGCUUUGCUAGUUAAUUCAGUGUGUGUGAGAACCGAUCAUGUUUUGAGCCACCUGUACAGUGCUGCACAUCUUUUGUGCAAAAGAGCAAAUUGUCUGAACUUCCAUGGGACUAGAGGCAGUUUAUCACUUUCUUAGCCUCACUACAACCACAAGCAUAACACUGGAUUUCUCGGGGCGCUGUUUGUGCGAGGCGUUCAAAGCCCUGCUUACGCUGGCUGUGGCAGUGCCUCUCCUCACCUUGUCAGAAAGGAGGAACAAACGUUAUGACAAGUGUGUUUGUGCUGUGUGUUACAUGUCUGCUAUGCAGAGGAAGGGUAUGGUGUAAACUGCCUUUUCCCAUAAAGACUGAACAAGGGUAAAGUAUCAAAUACUUGGUGCUUGACCAAGUUUUGCCCUGUUCCAGGGUUGCAAGAUUUUUGGCCUACGAAAGGCAAAAAAUAUUUUUUAAUUUUUUUUUUAUGCUGAAGGAAUUGCCUUUGGGAAAAUGACUGCAGAAAUAUUAAGGGGGGGGGGGGAAUCUAACCUUUUUUGGCUGAACUUCCAAAGAGCUGAUCUGAAGCAGAGGUUAAAAUAGUGUCUACUACUACAUGAUAGCUACUACGUUUUACUCCUGGGGACAGGGAAAGACCUCAUAGUAGGAAGUCUAGCAACCUUAAUAGACAGCACGAGCAGCUUACAUUAACUAGGAGACCAGGUCCUGUAAUUUUAAUCUCUCUAGUCAGGGAGACAAUUUGUAGAUUUGCAUGGAAAGCAUGGUCCUUCUUGUAUAAUUUCAGUUUAACUUGAAUUGCAGUCUCUUUUCAGACAGUGUUGGUCAGAGGAGCUUCUUCCAGUCUAAUUUGUAACAGUAAAACCCUGGACACUAAUAUGCUUCACAUGCUUUUCAGAGAAAGGUUCAGUUUUUAUUUUAACUCUGAAGUAGCUCACAGGAAUAACACGCUUGACCUCAGCCUUGGCAGAGAUGGUCUCUGCCUCCCCGCAAGUGUGGGAAUGGAAUUUGAGUAACCAGAGGCCUCGACUUCAUGCGCUUUUCCUUAAGAUGCGGGUGAGGGGAGGGUCUUUUUCGGGGAGAAACCAGAGAACUUACAGAUGCAUCAGCAGGGAGCAUUCCUCUCCAAAAUACUGAACUCGUGACCCGCUGAAACUUAGAAGGCAGGGAGGAUAAAGCAUGACGAGGAGGCAGAGACCACCAGCAGGAACGCAGGCUGUACAGAGUCAGGUUGGGCUAUAUGCUAUCUGGGUCAUCAUCAGAGUCACGGGAAGUAGGGCAGAGCUCCUUAGUGGCAUGAACACAGUCCUAAGAGAAAAAUGUGUAGAAUAACAAUUUCAAAUGUCCCUAUAAUGGAAAAAUCCUCUUUGUAAGAAGCGGCUCGUGCAAACCUUAGUUGCGGUGCUGGAGGAGGGUCUUGCAUCCCAAGCCUGGGGAGGGGAGUUUAAUACUGCGUGGUGAGAAACCACAGGUAUGUCUUGGCCUGGGAUUUUUGGGAGGGUCCUUCUGAAAAAUAACUUCCUGUAGAAAUAAGCCUGCAAAGUGAAAGAGGAGGAAAGUGUGGAGGAAAUAGUGAAUUACAAAGCCAGGAAAUGGCUUAAACAGGCAGCUGUACUGUGGGAACAGCGUUGUCAACAAUUGUUACUCUUAAUCUUGCAGUUCUAACUGCUGAGAAGUUUUGUGAACUGCAUACCUUACCCUAAAACAAGGGUAAUAAUGGGAUAAUGCAAAAUGGGUAAUUAAACGACCCCCAUCCUAAUCGAUCACAAAACUGAAGGCUUUCACGAGAAAAGCACUGACUUGCUUCUACUCCAGAGCAAGGCAAGUGACUCUGAACAUUUUUACAAAACUACUUUCACAUCAUUGCUAUGUUUUCUUGAAUCUAAAAAGCCUUUAGUAAUUUUGAAAGUAGUUCUAAGGCAGCAUUAGUCAGAUAAAUACGAAGGUGCCUUACAAGACGUGCAUACAUACAAACAGGCUGUAAAUGUUUGCCCAAUCAUACUUGAAUCUGUGUUGCAGACUCAAAUUCCAUAUCUUAAUUUGAUACCUGCAGUUUAGACAAGCUUUUGCUGUGGAAAUUAAACAGUUGUGAUAAAGUACUAGAAUCGGUUCAGAUUUUCAGGUAAUAAAAUCAUUUUCCUGGUUCGCAUGCUUUAUCCAACACACCUUUAUCCUGUGCUACUUUCUUGAUCACAAUCUCUUUCGCACCACCCUACAUGGACUUGCAGACCUCCUAAAUGCCAUUGGGUUUGAAGCUUUAUCUCGGGACUGAAGCUGAACUGGGAGAGACAGCUUGUAAUAAUUUAUACUGGAAUAAAGGAAUCUAUUGGUUGCCUGCACUGUCUGCAUCGGCGAACUUGGUGGUGCAGAAAGGUGUCGGCAGGGAGGGAGAGAAGCCCUGGCUUUUUGAAUACCUGGUUAGGCCGGUGUGGAUAAAGCCAGCGCCCCUCGCCAGUUCGGGUACCGUAGGACAGAGCCAGAAAGGAUUUAUAUUGGUGCGUGCAAAGGAGCAGCAGUCUUUAUCCUAGGGAAAUUAAAAACAUUUGGGUUAGUUCUAGCUUUUGUUAACAUAAUGUUUUUCCAUGUAAUUUUCUGAUGCUCCUAGUUUCCUGCGUUUUUUUUAACCUUUUAAAGCUUGAAAGCAUCCUAUGUAAACACAUUUGAUAUCUGUUUUAAAAAGGGGGAGGGGAAAAAUAGUCAGAGUUAAUUUUUGUGCCUGAGCACACUGUCAAAGCUCUGCUCCGUUGCUAGUGUAUGCAAGUUUGGUUAAUUAGACGGUAAUAAUUUGAAAUACUGCAUUUGUGGGUCACUUUGAUGUGGUUAUUUGGAAAAAACAGAUUUGCAUUCCCUCAGAGAAAGUGAAUGCUCAACUUAAAAGGGUUUGCUGCAAUGUUAAAAUACUUAACUUUAGGCUAUGAGAAAUAGAUUGGAUUUAUUUUUUAACUAGUGAAGUCUCUGAACUUGUUAUUACGGAGGCAGGGAGAAGCAGGUUGUGCAGUUCCGUGUUAUAACAUAUUAAUGAAUUUUAUUUCCAGAUUUUAGUUUAAUCGAGGAGGUUAUCCACUGUCUGAUUCUGAAUUUCAGACCUAAAUUGCCUGGCUGAGCAUCUUGAUGUUGGCACAGAUUAAUACCGGAAAGCAGAACAUCAGAAGGUAUUCUCCUGGAUGGUAACAGCUGAUUAGUAACAGUCAUUGUGAAAUAACAGCUUCCAGCACAAGGGGUCACUUGAGGUAAGUUUGUCUGGUUUUAGUUUGGAGUAUCAGGAGUAAAGAAAGGGAUAUGACCCAUAGCUGGUUUUGGUGGAGCAGGGAGAACAUAAGCCAUCUAUGUGUCCCAAAUUCGCUUCCCCCUUUUGAGGGAGGCAGGCUGCUGUGCCUUUCCUUUGCAGCUACAGGGUGCGUGCUGCUGGUUUCUGUGUAUUAGCUCCGGUUUGUUCAUGAAGCACAAAAUCAGAAGCAAAUUUUACCUAGUUUUCAUCAGUCUACCAUUCUCACAAUUUUUAACCUCUUGUCAUUUAAGAUCCAAACGCAUCAGUGAGGUUGCAGGAGGUGUCUUAAGGUUACUUCAGACAAAAAUGCACCAGGUAUCCAAAGCAUAGCAUGCUGUCCUGACUAAGACUGCUGUGGUAGGUGGUCUGUCCAAAACUUUUGGUAACUUCUGUCCCCUUGUUAUCAAAGCGCCUAAAGGUGCCGUGGUAUGAUAGGUUCAAGCUGGGGCUGGGCCACAAUGUAUAUUAAAUCCUGUCCUUCCUAGAGAUAGUGUUUAUGUCACGUGUGCAAGAAAUUGGGUCCUGCUGCACCAAAUGUCUUGAACAACACUGAAGUAAUUGCUGUAAGCAGAAUGUACUGUUGUAUCCCCUGAUACAUCCUUCAUUGUGUUGAUAGCUACAGCAACGACCAUCUUUCCAAUAUUUGCAGUUUAAGCUGUGAGGAUUUAAGGAGGACAACAACUCUCUGCAGUUUCAGAGCUUGUUUUUUUGGUCUUAAGGAAUAAGUCCAACACUGGUGUGCAGAUGCUCUGAGCCCUGCUUUGGGAGCUCAGUAUCUUAAUGGGGUUAAAUGGCAAGAGGUUAUCGUUUAACUACAGCAGCGGGUGAGGAAGAGAGAAAAAGCAAAAUAUUGUGAAAGCUCUCCAUGUUGUGACGAUAGUAGUAGUGGAGGAGGGGGAAUAAACACCUGCCAGGCUUUCUACCAGAAAAUUUGUGUACAUACUUAGCUAAACAUUCAACAGUGCGGACGAGAUACUGCAGUAAUUUCAGCUUUGUUUGACUGUGUUGAUUAAGGCUUCAUCCACGCAUUCCAUUCUCAAGAGAAGAAAUGCUAGUGCUGCUUGGAGCUCCGGCUCUGUCAACAAGUUUCAGGUUAGGUAUGAAGAUGGUGUUACUGUUCUAGGUCAGCAAAGUACUUCAUCUUUCCAUUUCUUCUUAGUACUCCCUUACUUCACAUUGACCUCGGAGUCACUGGGAAGUAGCAGGUACAAGGUGGUGGUAGCUUUUGUGGAGUUUGUUGUUUUACAUAGAGUUGUACUGUUAGCUGCACUAGAACAAAUAAUCAUAUUUUUCAUCUGUAGUCAAGUCAGAAAUAUGUCAUCUCUUCUUAUUUGAUUAAUAGUAGUGCAAAACCUACUGUGGCUUGAUGUAAAACGUCCGUAUUUCAGCUCAGAAGUGAAAAGGGCUGAUACCGGCAGGUCUUUGCUCAGGGCAGAGCUAGCACGUCAGCCCUCUUCCCACAGUACAGAAUUGGUUUGGAGUUCCUUUCCUUAAAAUGUAAUUAAUGCUCCACCUGGGAGCAUCUAACAGUUGCUCCCAUAUCCUUUUAUUUUAGGAAGAGUUGCAAGCUACAACUGAAAGUAUUAUUACAUGGAGAAACAAAAUAUAGAUUUAUGUCAAUAUGUCUGUUAUAGACCAGAGUUAUAACUUCUAAAUCUGUUCUUAGAAAGAGUGAAUGAUCAUGCGAACGAAGGAGGUCUGGAUGACAUACUUCCUUUUAUAAGAUGGUAUUUGGAAAGUCCUUUUGCAAGAAGUCUUAGGUCAUGCUGUCUCAGUCACUGCAGGAAGAGGAAUCUACUGGGAUUAGUAACUGACCAUUUAUUCUCGGUUCUGUUUCUUAACUAUUCACUAGUUUUUCAUAAUGGAGAGAAGCUGUUAGCAAUGCCAUCCAGAGGUUUGUGCUGCUGGAUCUUGUGAAGGGAGCGGGUAGGAAAGUGAAAAAUGUGUGGGAUAUUCAGUUACUCGGGAUUAUGGAACCCAAGGUUGACUGUAAAAUGUGGGGUAGCACUUAGUGAAAAGCAGCUCCAGCUACGCAAGUGCAACGGCCUAUAAAAUAGCUGUUUCCUUGUUAGAGCAUGGAAUCAUUCUGGUUAGCGUUCAGAAGGUGGCAGGAAUGAUUAAAAAGACAAACAACGUUGGCAGCUGAAGUCAAAAUCACAAACCUUCUGUUGCUUUAUAAAUCCCCCGUGUGUCCCUGCCAUCGGCGUCCCAGGUAGCUUUGGUCAUCUUUGAAAGGACAUAAAAACACCUGAAAAGGCACAGAGCAAGGCCAAAAGGUAACCACAAGUACAGUGCGGUUUUCGUGUGAUGAGUAAAUACCUGGGCUUUUUCAGCUGGGUAGAAGAGAUGGCAAAGGAAGAUCUAUCUGUUACAGUUUUGCAAAAUUAAAAUGUUACGGCACAGGAGAAGAGGGAACGGUGACUCACCCAUUGCUAAAACAAAUCUGAGGUUACUGGCUGAUAUGAAGCAGCAAAUCAAAACCAAAGGCAAUGUUGUUACCCUAAACAAAGACUGAAACUUGCUGUUCAAAAGCGUAUCAACAGGUUCAAAAGUUGGUGUUUCCGACAAGACCAGUUGCACCAAUACCUGCUCAACGCAAUCCAAACCCGGCCUCUGCCUGCCUUAGGCACUCCCCGAGCAGCUGGGGAGCUGGGGAGGAUGAAGGACGUGUUCUGUUGCUCCGCUUCCCCGAAGCGUGUCGUGCUAGCCUGAAUCAGGUACCGCUGCCGCGAGGUUUUCCCCCUUGUACGCACGCAGUGAGCUAGCCUGAGUCUUGCAGUAAGAGAGACGAAUGCUGGAAACGGACGCCUUGUGCUACCCCCUCUGCGGAACCUGCACAGACCCCAGGUUGGGGAGUUGGGGUCCGGUGCAGAAGCUGCUCGUAGCGCCGUCCAGAGCAGCAACGCGCGGGUGGCUUUGCCUCUCUGAGAUACCAGCGGACAGUCUUAAUUAUCUUGUGUUAUCUUAUCAUGCAUUUCACACCAAAACCACACUAGUUGCGUACAAAUUGAGGAAUUUGUUACUGUAGUGACCAGUUAGCACCAGGAUUAUUUUUCAGCUUAAUGGAAACAGGAACUUACACCUCAGGAUAAAUAUUUCCCUCACACCGCAUACUUUUUCCAUAAGAACACUGAAGAAAUGGGCACUUCUUGGUGGCUUAUGAAAUUGCUGGCAAGGCUUCUGCUCACAGCGUGACCUUCUUUGAGCAGGGACAGUCUUCUUCUUCCCAGUGAUGCAAUCGGAGAGUUUUGCUCUACUUUGCAUGCAGUGAGUCACUUCUUUAUUUUCUGACGGCAGUAUGACCCACAGAGCCAGGGUCUGAGCAUGAAGAAUUCCAGUUCCGAGUCGAAGGAGAUGAAACCCAUCUUACGCUAUUCUUCUUGUUUUGUUUCCUUAUGAAUAGCUGCAAGCAGUGUCUCCAGUCAUUGAGUUGCUGCAUUUUGAUUGUACUUAUCCAUUCUGGUCAACAACGAGGUUUCAAAGAGAAUGAAACUUGUUUUAGGAGAAGUAGUCCUUGAUCCUUUCCAGACAGAGGGUUUGGCUGAAGCGCCCGGAUGCCCUACUUUUGGGAGCGUGGCUUUUACUAGCUCACUAUCAUACCGUAUAUGCAAAACGUGCACGUGCUGCCAAGGCAGGGCAGGUACCUCUGUCUGCUUUCGGUGAGAGCAAACCGCCCCUGCACUGAAGUUCAUCCUGCAGUCAAGAAGGGGAAGCUCUGCGGUGAGUCUGCAAGUGAGAAGCAUAUCGGGUUUUACAGUAAUAAGUAGGGUUUAGCAUCUGUGGGAAGACAUGAAAGCUUGUAAUCAGAUAAGCUACGAGGUUCAGAACUUAUUUAAUGAGAAAGGGACUCUUCAACAUUAGCAAGUGUUAUCUUGGAAAAUUGAGGUCUAAGAAAAUUACAGCUAUUUUCUGCCUACAACUACAGAGCCCCUUUGUUUGGGAGGCCCAAGAAUUGAUGCUUUUAAUGCUACUUGUUUUCAACUUUUUUUUUUAUGUAUGUGCAACCCAAACAUACCAUUCUUCUAUUGCUUUUGCAAUCAGCUGAAUAUUUGGACUGGAUCAAACAAGGGAGGAGUGGAAAUAACUAUAGGAGAUGGUGAUCAGAAUUAAACUGUGCUUGAAGAGCUACAGAUGUUCUGCACACUGCCUUUCUUUACCCCAGCCAUUCUGUGUAUGCUUAAAUAUCAUCAAUAAAGGAUGUUUAAGUGUUAAUCUGGGAACUAUAACACUGGCUAUUUUAGAUUUAUUUAGAUCGCAGCAGUGUCAAGCAGUUCAAGGCAGUGGAAGCGAGGGGAGCCCAGGGUGCCUCGGUGCAGUUUUGUCUAACAGACAAAAGUCUCCCACCAGUAAUGCCCAGGUGGGUAAAAACCCUCCUGCAAAAAUAAACAGGGCAAAACAGGCUUCACCCUGGCUAUUGGUGUUGAGAAAGGGAGGAGAAGGGAAUACCAUAUCUUGGAACUAUAACAGGUUAUUUUAGAUUGAUAAACACACCUAUGAUAUGACUGAGUUCAGUAUUCUCAAAACAACUGAAUUUUAAUCCAUUUACUUCCUAUUUUCCCUAACCAAGAGUGGGUUCACAAAGUAAAAACUAUUCCUGCUAAACUAAUUCACACUACAAGACAAAGCGACUUCUGCAAAGCACUUGAAGUAGCAUAAGCCAUGUGUGUUUUUGAAGUUAGGAGCUUUUUUUUUUUAAGAAUAAAAAAAAGUGACAGCUUACAUCCGGUUUUGUGUAGUGUAAUGCUUGAAAAUGUGACUUUUGCUAAAUACACUAUGUGUUCUGAGCCAUCUGAUCAAUGAAAUAAAAUUAUCAAA
Grus americana (Whooping crane) is the source of this 13936-nucleotide messenger RNA. It is a transcript of the gene SLC9A7, whose product is annotated as solute carrier family 9 member A7. Gene Ontology annotation, molecular function: sodium:proton antiporter activity. The record is from RefSeq and is a predicted model, not a curated record. Gene Ontology annotation, cellular component: membrane; recycling endosome. The coding region runs from base 379 to 2490 and encodes 703 amino acids. The transcript has 17 exons. NCBI's taxonomy places the organism in Eukaryota, Metazoa, Chordata, Aves, Gruiformes, Gruidae. Gene Ontology annotation, biological process: proton transmembrane transport; regulation of pH; sodium ion transport.